AUGGCCAUUAAAUUUAUAUUAUGCUUCAACAAGCAAGGUAUUGUUAGGUUGGUAAGAUGGUUUGAGCUUUCCGCUAGUGAAGCUCAAAGAACACAAGACGUAAUGGUUCAGAUAUAUCGACUGAUAUCCUCGAGAGACCAUAAGCACCAGAGUAAUUUCGUUGAAUUCUCAGAUUCUACCAAACUAGUCUACAAGAGGUAUGCGGGACUCUUUUUCGUGAUGGGGGUAGGACUUCAAGAUGAAGAACCCAUAUAUCUUUCACACAUCCAUCUAUUCGUUGAAGUCCUGGAUGCAUUUUUCGGUAAUGUCUGUGAAUUGGAUAUUGUAUUCAAUUUCUAUAAGGCAUAUAUGGUGAUGGAUGAGAUGUUUAUAGGUGGUGAAAUUCAAGAGAUAUCCAAGGAUAUGCUUCUUGAACGUUUAAGUACAAUGGAUAGAUUGGAGUAG
Molecule: messenger RNA, 444 nt
Organism: Zygosaccharomyces rouxii
Lineage: Eukaryota; Fungi; Ascomycota; Saccharomycetes; Saccharomycetales; Saccharomycetaceae
Gene: APS2
Product: Aps2p
Exons: 1
Coding region: 1-444 (147 amino acids)
Biological process (GO): protein transport; vesicle-mediated transport
Cellular component (GO): intracellular membrane-bounded organelle
Source: RefSeq, a predicted model, not a curated record